AGGAAGAACAACCUUCGUGCGAAGCAGCUGUCCAUCGGGCGGAAGAAGUUCAACAUGGACCCGAAAAAGGGGAUCGAGUGGUUGAUCAAUGAGGAGUUGAUUGAGAGUUCGCCGUUGGCCACGGCGCAAUUUCUCUACGCCGGUGAAGGUCUGAAUAAGACGGCCAUCGGCGACUAUUUGGGCGAGAAGGAAGAGCGGAAUCAGCGGGUCUUGAAUGAUGUUUUAUACCGUGAUAUUAAUUCUGAAUUGCUUCCCGUUUCCAGACAAUUUCUGUGGAGCUUUAGGCUGCCUGGUGAGGCACAAAAGAUUGACCGGAUGAUGGAAUGCUUCGCACAGCACUAUUGCACACAGAAUCCGACGAUUUUCACGAAUGCAGAUACGUGCUACGUUCUGUCGUUCUCGAUCAUCAUGCUGAACACGAGUCUGCACAAUCCCAGCGUGAAGGACAAGCCUUCCGUGGAGCACUUUGUCUCCAUGAACAGAGCCAUCGACAAUGGGGCUGACCUGCCUCGGGAGCUUCUUGUGUCGCUGUAUGAGAAUAUCCGGUCAGAGCCCUUCAAGAUCCCAGAGGAUGACGGGAACGAUUUGAUGCACACAUUUUUCAACCCGGACAAGGAGGGCUGGCUGUGGAAGCAAGGAGGACGGAUCAAGAGCUGGAAGCGACGUUGGUUCAUUCUCAACGACAAGUGCUUGUACUACUUCGAGUACACGACGGACAAGGAACCGCGAGGCAUCAUCCCGCUGGAAAACAUUCAAGUCCGCGAAGUACACGACAGGUCCAAGCCUCACUGCUUUGAACUAUACGCCAACUCGGCGGAGAUCAUAAAGGCGUGCAAGACCGACUCUGACGGCAAGGUCGUCGAAGGAAAGCAUACUGUUUAUCGCAUGUCAGCGGCCAGUCAGGAGGAGAAGGACGAGUGGAUGAGCUGCAUCAAACGCAGCAGCAGUCAUCAUCCAUUUUACGACAUGCUCGCAGCACGGAAACGGAAAGCCAAGAUGGCCAACCGAUGACCGUGACCUAGUGACGGGGUUCGGAAGUACCAAGUUUCUCCUGCUGUCGCAUCUGCUCGAGGAAGUUCCCGGCGACAUUUUUUCGCCCCGAACUUCCGCCAAGGUUCUUUUUUUUUGUCAAUCACUUGAGGUGUGUUUUUAUAUAUAUAACUUGCAAAACUGCGCGUGCUCCGCGACGUUAUCUUUGUGUUGGCUGUGAUUUUUUUCUGCCCAGCUUAUUAUGGUUCCCCCCACGAUUCCCACUCAUUUUGCUUGAUUUGCCUCAGUCUCAAAAGAAUGUACGGGUUCAUUUGGAUUCGAAGUUCCGGUUCGCUUUUAACCCACCGAUGCCCGGACGUCGUAUGCUCGGUUCUCGUUUUUUUUUUGCAUCCUAUUACGAAGAUAUAUAUUUUAUAGUGGGUUAGUGACUGAGCAGAGAAUGUUUUCUUUGGUGGUUCGCCCCGCAUUCUUCGUCGUUGGAGAUGUUCUGCUGUUUAUGGUUGAAAAUUGGAAUAAUUGCGUGCGAAAGAAAGGAAGAAAAAGAAAGCGAACCUCGUGGGAUGGAUCUCAUGAAUGAAUGUGUCCAGCAUGGUUUGGAUCAUCCGCGUUUUCCUUUCCUGAUGAAAAGCUUCCCGAAAAUUCCUUGCACUGGCCCCGUUCGGAAUGCGAAAAUAUUUUCUCGGCAACUGUGAUGCAAUAAGCGGAAAGGAAAUCGUAAUAAUUCUUGUAGGAGGUUCUCGCCCGUGAUGCGAAAUCGCCUUUCCGCUCUGUUUUUAUUCAGUUUUCCUGAGGGGUUUUAUUACUGUGCGAGUUCUAGGCGUUACCGAGCUGCGAAACUCCCGUUUUUUCAUGGUUUGAUUGGGCAAUGAGGAAUUUUGAGUGUGGCGUCAAACAAUUUUGAUGGGAGUGUUGGUGUAUAUUUCUUUUUGUCUUCUCGUCUGUUGAGAGGAAGAAAACUUUUGUGACGAAA
This is a messenger RNA of Notodromas monacha, 1960 nucleotides long. NCBI's taxonomy places the organism in Eukaryota, Metazoa, Arthropoda, Ostracoda, Podocopida, Cyprididae. The record is from the annotation of a GenBank genome assembly.